CGUGCACGCGACACACAAUGGCGUCCAUGACCAUCGCCGCUCCCGUCGCCCUCGCGGGCGCCAAGUCUCUCAAGGCGACCUCCCGCCGCGCCGGCUCCGCUCGCGCGGUCCGGGGUGCGGCCACCGCCAAGGCUGCGGCCCCGCGCCGCGCGGCGCGCGGCGUCCUUCAGACGCGCGCGGCGAUCACGAUGGACAUGCCGUCCGCGGGGUCGGGUGAAAUGACGUACAACGAGACCGGCAAGUGGCGCGAGAACUUCGAUCUCUCCUCGUGGGCCGCCGAGGUGCGCGAGGUUGAGAAGGAGCUCAAGGCGGAGAUCGGGGAAGAUGACGUCGACCACCUCAACAAGAUCUUGACGUGGGCCAACUGCUUCUACUACGGCGGCCUCGCCGUGCUCUUCGCGACGCCGAUGCUGUUCGGCAACGUCUUCGCCGCGGUCGGCGGCGUGAACCCGAUCGCGGCGUUCAUGAUGUCUACCGCGAUCUGCGCGCGAUGGACGAUGGUAGGGCAUCACGUCUGCCACGGCGGGUACAACACCGCGCAGAGCGAGGGCGGGGUCGUGACCGGCCGCUUCCACCGUCGCACGUUCGCGAAGGGGAUCGCGCGCAGGAUCUCGGACUGGAUGGACUGGAUGAUGCCCGAGGCGUGGGACGUGGAGCACAACCACCUCCACCACUACCAGCUCGGCGAAAAAGCCGACCCCGAUCUCGUCGAGCGCAACAUGAAACCGCUGCGCUCGGGCAACCUCCCGAUGAUCGCGCGCUACGGCCAAGUCGUCGGCCUCGCGCUCAUUUGGAAGUGGUUCUACUACGCCCCCAACACGAUGAAAGAGAUGUACCAACGCAAGGAACGCGAGGCGCAGAAGGCUGGCGAGGAUUUCGUGAACCCGUUCAAGACGGGCGAGCUCCCGAGCACGGUCGCCACGGUCAUCAGCGGCGUCGUCAAGCCCGGCGGCAUGGCGGCGCUCGUCGAGACGGCGAAGUGCUUCGCGCCGUACGCGUUGUUUCAGUUCGCCGCGUUGCCCGCGUUGGGCUACGCCGUCGGCGGCGCGCAGCUCGCGACCGGCGUCCUCCUGACGUCCAUCCUCGCGGACGUGAUCACCAACGUGCACUCGUUCAUCAUCAUCGCGACGAACCACGUCGGGGACGACAUCUACCGGUUCGAGACGGAGACGAAGCCGCGGUCGGAUGACUUUUACCUCCGCGCCGUUAUCGGCUCGGCCAACUUCCGCACCGGCGGCGACCUGAACGACUUCUUCCACGGGUGGUUGAACUACCAGAUUGAGCACCACAUGUUCCCGGACAUCUCCAUGAAGUCUUACCAGAAGGCGCAGCCGAAGAUCAAGGCGAUCUGCGAGAAGCACGGCGUCCCGUACGUGCAGGAGUCCGUCUGGAAGCGCGUCGUGCAGCUCGCGGACGUCAUGGUCGGCAAGCGGAGCAUGCUCGUGUGGGAGCGCGGGGAUUAAACGUCUCCGUGUUGAGCGUUUCUUUUGGGGGGAUCGAUGUGGGUGUGGGACACGAAUAAGGCUGAUGACCUCGAGGCGGGGCGGGCGGUAUUUAUCCAACCAAAACCAAACGUACGACAGAGGGCGAAUGAGCGAACGGACGAAAGAUAUUUUUGCGGCGGCUCUCGCGCGCGUGUAUUAACGCGGCGCGGGGCGCGCACGGAUGGGACGGACGGCCGCGGCAGGGACCGCGGCCCGGAUUUUUUGUACUUGAAGCGCGGCGCGACGCGACGCGUUUCAGUGCAGUUGUAGUGUUAUAGGCAGCAGUGUUUCCUUCUUUUGAGUGAGAUCGUGAGACCAUAAACUUUC
Molecule: messenger RNA, 1811 nt
Organism: Micromonas pusilla CCMP1545
Lineage: Eukaryota; Viridiplantae; Chlorophyta; Mamiellophyceae; Mamiellales; Mamiellaceae
Exons: 2
Coding region: 18-1463 (481 amino acids)
Biological process (GO): lipid metabolic process
Cellular component (GO): membrane
Molecular function (GO): oxidoreductase activity, acting on paired donors, with oxidation of a pair of donors resulting in the reduction of molecular oxygen to two molecules of water
Source: RefSeq, a predicted model, not a curated record